Molecule: messenger RNA, 2622 nt
Organism: Argiope bruennichi
Lineage: Eukaryota; Metazoa; Arthropoda; Arachnida; Araneae; Araneidae
Product: DNA damage-regulated autophagy modulator protein 2-like
Exons: 6
Coding region: 224-982 (252 amino acids)
Source: RefSeq, a predicted model, not a curated record
UCGUCGGGGGCCAAGGGCAGGACCUAUCGUCCAACUCAUUCCGCUUUCGAAGCACGUGCUGUGGUGUUUUUCUCUUGUUUACCUUGGUGGUUCUUUCCAAAUGGUCAUAGCCUUAAGGUUUUUGUCACAAUUCAAACACAGAAAGCAGCCUUUUGAUCUAAAAGUGAAAGUUUUCGACUUGCUCCUGUGACAAAAGUGGAUACUCUUUAUUUACAAAUACACCAUGGAUCCUGUUCUUCACACUUUUGAGAAGAUUAAAUGGGCCCCCCUUGUCCAAGUUAUCAUUUUAUUAACUGGGGCUUUAAUUACGUUUAUUGUGGCUUAUGGAAGUGGAGAUGUUUCUAUUUAUUUACCAUUUAUCAGUGAAACUGGUGCCAAGGUUCCUGCGAUGUGUAUCUUCACCUAUACACUUUUUUUUGGAAGUGUGGCAGGAGCUGUGGCUGUGUGUUAUCGAAACCUUAUUAUGAGAUAUUUGUUAGUAAACGAAGACCAGAGACUUAUGAAGCUAAAUGAUAUUGGCGCUAUUAUUGGUCUAAUUUCUAUGGCUGGUCUAGCUGGCGUCGGUGCGUUUCCAGUGUCAACAGUGUUUUGGGCUCACAUGUUAGCUGCAGGAGUACAUUUCGUCUUUGCCAUGGUCUAUAUUAUUCUUCAAACAUUUAUUAACCAUUACGUACCUGGGGCAAAUGUUCUAGUGAAGAGAUUGAGAAUCUUAUUUUGUGUUGCCGUGUUACUUCUGUUAUUUUUACUUGUGAUUUUCUUCCCAUUAUCGUUUGUCAAAUGGAACAAAGUCAAUUCUGGUCCACCUGCUUUGAAAACACCAGACGAUGAGAUCUUUGGUUUGAUGUUCAGUAGUGCUUUCUUUGAGUGGGUAAUGUAUGGAGCAUUCCUUUCUUUUAUAUCCACUCUCUCGAUUGAAUUUCGCAAGUUUCACCUCACCAUCGGAGUGGUUCCAGUGACUCCAAAAAGUGACGAAGAUACUUAAAAAUGUUAAUGACAUAAAUUUCAUUUUUAGUUUUCUGUGAUCAAUAUUACAUUUGAACGAAAAGCUGAAAUUAUAUUUCCUUUUAAAUCAUAUAAGUAAAUGCUCACUUAUAAUUUAUUUUAUGUUCAGGAAAUAGCGGAAAAAUAAAAGGAUUACAUUCCAUUCUAAAUGUGUUAGAACAUUUCCACUUCCUUUUUUGUUUCGAAUAUUGUAUGCUUUAAUUUUAUUCUAUUUUAUUUACAAAACAUAAGGAAACACUCAUUUGAUUUUAUUUUGUAUGGAAUGACAGUAUUUUUACUGACAAUAUUUAAAUUUUAUAAAACAGAAAUCGACUCCUUUGUAUGUUUAGAACAAUUAAUAAUUUAACUUAAUAGAAUAUGUGUAAAUGUACGCUUAGGAUUGUCUAGUAUGUACUUCUACUAAAGCUAUUAUAAAUCAAUGAAGAUUUUUUUGCACAUUUUACAUGAAAAUAAGAUUUAGUAAGAUUUAGUUAGAUUAAUUAGUAAGAUUUUUUUGCACAUUUUACAUGAAAAUCCUGUUGUUACGUCCAUUUUAUAAUUUAAUAUAUUCUCAGGGAAUCCACUAGAAUCUUAGUAAGAGAAUUUAGUAUUAGCUUUUGUAUAAACUGCAUAGCUGUUGUAUGAAAUGCAUAGCCGUUGUAUAAAAUGCAUAGCUGUUGUAUAAAAUGCAUAACUGUUGUAUAAAAUGCAUAACUGUUGUAUAAAAUGCAUAGUGAUAUAGUUGUAUAAAUAAAUUUUUAAUGAGUUCAUGUUACCUGAUUUAAAUAAUUACGAAGACUUUAAAUAGAAUCUUUGAACUGAUAUCUUAAUAUUUAUCUUUAAAGUCUAAAUGUGAGGAAGUAUUAUAUAAACAGAGAGAGGCUUAUAAGCCGAUGUGUUGAUUAUGUCCAUAUAUAAGAAGCUCUGAACUUUCAAAUUAGUACAAAAUUCUAUGUAAGUUAUUCAAUAAUUUCGAGACUGUUGUAUUCUCCCCUCAAGUUUGUAUUUUAGGUUCUCAGAAUCAAAUAAUAUCUUGUUAUUUCAUUAAAUCUUUACAUAAUCUUUGUUUAGGUGAUCUGAGUAGCUUUAAUUAGAAUAAUUCCUUGCAAAAGGUCUAAAGCGUUUUUUAGAUAUUCUGUAACUUUUCACUAAUUUUACUCAUUUUUGAGUGACUUUUUCGGGAAUAAAUCAUGCAAUUUAUGCCUAUUUCAUGCUGCAGUUCAUUAUAAUAUUCUGAUUUAAAUAUUUAUUAUAAAGGAGUUAAUACAUAUUUGUUAAUGGAUAGUUACUAUUGUUUCUUUAAUUUCAUGACAUUUGUGAAAUACCAUCUUGUGCACUUAUUUAAGACUGGCAAAUUAACAUAUAUAUUUCCGAUUGUUUAUAGAUGUAUGUCACGCUCUCUCAGCUUUUUUUAGCUAAUUUUCUGACAAUAAACACUGUAUUUGUCUCACUGUAUGUAAAAAAGCUUGUAACUUUUGAAAUAAAAAUUAUGAACUUUCGCACUUUUUUAUAGAAAGAACAAUUAUAUUAAAUAAUUCGUAAGUAAAAGGAUUUUACACAAAAAUGCAUGUAGAUUUUGAGAUUAUGUAUAUAUUAUGUCUUACUUUCCAGCAAAUUCGGUGUCAGUAAGUUCUGUUUUUG